GUGCAAAGCAGAGUAAUUCACUACUUCACUGUUUUCUUCGUCUCUCUGAGGAGAUUCACUUUUACUUCGCAGACAGACUUGUUUACCGGUGUCCAUCGGGGGAAAUAACGAAAGACUGACUGCAAAGAAUGUGAGGCAAUAUCUGUCAAGAUGGCAUCUCUUAACCAUUCCACCCUCAAAUUGCCAUCCUGCACGUACAAGGAGGACUUCAAGCGCAUCCUCCUCCCGUCCGUCUACACCCUGGUCUUUAUCUUUGGACUGCCACUCAACUUCAUCAUCAUCCUGCGGAUCUGGGGUUCCCGGCGUGCUCUGACACGGACCAAAAUCUACAUGUUGAAUCUAGCGGUGGCGGACUUCCUGUACGUCUGUUCCCUUCCGCUUCUCAUAUACAACUACGCCAGCAAAGACUACUGGCCGUUUGGCGACUUCACCUGCCGUCUGGUUCGCUUCCAGUUCUACAGCAACCUGCACGGAAGCAUCUUCUUCCUCACCUGCAUCAGCUUCCAGCGCUACAUGGGCAUCUGCCAUCCGCUGACAUUGUGGCCCAGACAUGGCGGACGCAGACUGGCGUGGCUGGUCUGCGCUGGUGUUUGGGUGGCCGUCGCGGUUCUCUGCGCACCAACGUUUGAGUUUGCCGCCACCGGCAUCCAGCGCAACCGAACGGUGUGCUACGACCUCAGCACUCCAGACCGCUCAAGAGCAUACUUCCCGUACGGCAUCACUUUGACCUGUCUGGGCUUCGUUGUGCCCUUUCUAGUGAUCGUGGUGCUGUACUGCAAUAUGGCACGGGUUCUCUGGCAGACCACCGAAGCUCGAGAAGUCUCUGCCAUAGAGAAGAAAAAUAAAGCCGUGAGGAUGAUCAUCAUUGUAAUGCUUGUGUUCGCCAUCAGCUUUUUGCCGUUCCACGUGACAAAGACGCUCUACCUGCUGGUGAGGACCUUUCCCUCGGCCCCCUGCGAGCUAAGGAACCUGCUGUCUGUGAUCUACAAAAGCACCAGACCCUUUGCCAGUAUGAACAGCGUUCUGGACCCCAUUCUGUUCUACUUCACCCAACCGCAAUACAGACGCAGCACCAGGAGUCUGCUGCUCAAGAUCACCUCUCUCAAAGACAAGUCUGACAAAAUCUGACUGGAGCACACCUGCUGUGGUCGAAAGUUACUGUAUGUUAAAGCAAGACACUACAGUCAAAACCAUUGUUUUGGACAUAUUUGGAGUUUUUUAAGGGUACCGCCAUCCAAAAUACACAUUUAAAGGUGCAGUAAGCAACACUGAUGAUAUUUGAAACCACCAAAACAAACACACCCCCAACCAAUAGGAUCACAUGAUAUCUUUACAGCUCCGCCCACAAGUUCACAAACAGGCAGCUAUGCAACACAGGCACCUCCCCCAUCAUUAGUGGACACGCCCCUUAAUGCUGAUUGGCUACAAGUGUGUUUUAGCGCUCUGUCCUUUCUCAGAAAUCGCUUACUUCAACUUUAAGUGUUUAUUUUAACACUUUAUGUAUUUGUUUCUACAGAUUUAAAUUACAGUACAUAUCUUUAUAGGCUGUUUUAUUAAAAAAAAAAAAAAAAAAACUCUCAUACACUGAGCCAGAAAUCUUAACUUACAUACAUCAGACAAGUUUUUUACAGAAGGGUUUGUUCCAUGGUUAAUAUAGUUAACUAUAACCGAAAUCAUUAAAAGUAACAAAUAUAUAUAUAUAUAUAUAUAUAUGUUUUUUUUUUUUUUUUU
This is a messenger RNA of Labeo rohita (rohu), 1731 nucleotides long. Its product is annotated as P2Y purinoceptor 3. Gene Ontology annotation, biological process: phospholipase C-activating G protein-coupled receptor signaling pathway; cellular response to pyrimidine ribonucleotide. Gene Ontology annotation, cellular component: plasma membrane. Lineage: Eukaryota; Metazoa; Chordata; Actinopteri; Cypriniformes; Cyprinidae. The coding region runs from base 151 to 1128 and encodes 325 amino acids. The record is from RefSeq and is a predicted model, not a curated record. The transcript is spliced from 2 exons. Gene Ontology annotation, molecular function: G protein-coupled UDP receptor activity; G protein-coupled ADP receptor activity; G protein-coupled UTP receptor activity.